AUGGAGCUCGGGCGUACAAUUGCUGGCAUGCUGGUGGUCGCAACCCUCAUGUGCUCGGGAAACUUGUGUAUUAGUAUGUCUAAGCAGGACGGUCAGAUCCUGUACAGCAGCACCACCGUUACGCUGCUCAUUGAGAUGCUUAAGUCGAUGGUAAUGCUCUCCGUGAUCGUCAUGACAAAGACAUUGCCACCGGCGCAUUUCGUGUCCAUCGAGGCCUUUUACUACGCUGUGCCUUCCUUUCUCUACACCAUUGACAACAACCUCAAUUACGUAAUAUUGCGCUACAUAGACGCCGCAACACUCUCGGUGCUCUGGAAUCUCAAAAUUGUGGUCACUGCUAUAUUAUUUCGCUUCGUCCUAAAGCAACCAUUGUCGGAACUUCGCAAAGCUGCAAUUGUUUUGUUAGUGUUGGGUGUACUCACGAGUCAGUCGAAUCAUUUGCGACAGAUGCAGGAUGCAAUGGCUUUAAAAAGCACUAGUGGCAGCGACAUGGAUACACAAGACGCGGCUGCGGACGAAAACGCCCACGAUCUCUUCAUUGGUGUCUUACUGGUGCUGGUCGGAGUCAUGCUGUCAUCAUGUGCGAGUGUUUUUACCGAGUGGACAUUUAAGCGAAAGUCGAACUGUUCAUUUCUAUGGCAGAACAUGCAAAUGUAUAUCUUUGGCAUCCUCUUUAACGCUGUCGGAGUUACUUUGAUUGACGGAGAAGAGAUUGCGGAUCAUGGUUUCUUUCAUGACUAUAGCAACUGGACGCUCGCUGUUGUAGCAGUGAACAGCAUUGGUGGUAUUGGCAUGGGUCUGAUUCUAAAAUACAUGGACAACAUUGCUUGCGUCUAUUCGCAUUCCAUGGCGAUGAUGCUCACAAUGCUUUUGUCAACGCUCUUCUUCUCUUUUCAUCCGUCACUUGAGUUUGGCUGCGGAUUGACCGUGCUUAUCAUAUCAAUGUAUAUAUACCACCAUCCUCAGGCACUUGCUGACGUAUCAGCUAUCAAUGCUGCGACGUCAACAGGUACAGAUCUCAAAAAGCUUGACCUUACAGUCGGAAGUGAAAUUACAAAUGAUAGACAAACAGAGCCAGAGAAUCACGAUACAGAUACAUCCUCGAUUGCUUCAAGAAGCGAAAAUUCAUCGUCUGUUAAUCCAAGGUCGAUGCGUGGGUUGCAAUUGAAAAGGACGCAGUAUUCGAUGCUUCCGGGUGAGUCGGAAGACCUCGAGAGCGCACGCGCCAACGCUAAGGAAAUAAACAUUUCCGCAAAUAAAUGA
This is a messenger RNA of Plasmopara halstedii, 1263 nucleotides long. RefSeq names its product udpsugar transporter. Bases 1 to 1263 code for a protein of 420 amino acids. Gene Ontology annotation, cellular component: Golgi membrane. The transcript has a single exon. Gene Ontology annotation, biological process: pyrimidine nucleotide-sugar transmembrane transport. Gene Ontology annotation, molecular function: pyrimidine nucleotide-sugar transmembrane transporter activity. Lineage: Eukaryota; Oomycota; Peronosporomycetes; Peronosporales; Peronosporaceae. The record is from RefSeq and is a predicted model, not a curated record.